Sclerotinia sclerotiorum 1980 UF-70 is the source of this 2967-nucleotide messenger RNA. RefSeq lists its product as hypothetical. The record is from RefSeq and is a predicted model, not a curated record. Lineage: Eukaryota; Fungi; Ascomycota; Leotiomycetes; Helotiales; Sclerotiniaceae. Gene Ontology annotation, biological process: double-strand break repair. The transcript is spliced from 2 exons. Bases 1 to 2967 code for a protein of 988 amino acids. Gene Ontology annotation, cellular component: site of double-strand break; nucleus.
AUGGCGGAAACGUCACGUGAGAGGGCGGGAGUCGGCGCGUUGGAUUAUCUAGGUUUCGCGUCAUGUAAGGAUCCGACGAAAUCCAAAAUUGACUUCAAGUCAAGGCAAUCAUUUCCACAAGGAUGCCUACUGCUUAACGAUUCCAUCAAUACCAAAGUCACAUUGGGCAUUUGCAAUGCCUUGAAGAAGACUUCAUUUGCCCUCGUCACUAUGUCUAUGGACGUUCCUCCAGAUCAGAAUACCGCGCCGGUCCUCGAAUUUCGAUGCCUCUAUUCAGCUGAUACCCGUCGAAAACAGAAGCGUUGGCAAGAUGGGCGACUCAAAUUUCAUACUUUCAACAAACGUGUCAUGGUGUUUGACGAAAAAGCGAAUCUAGUAGGAGAUGCACACUGGCGCGAAAAAGCUCCACUCGAUGAGGGAGCCGAGUUGGAGUUGGAAAGGAAUGGCAUAUUGGUCACAGUAACGGAAUUCAUAGAAAGGAGGGAUCAAGAUCUCACCGAGCUCAUCGAUAAACGAGUCAGAGAAAGGGAGGAGCGAUUUAUUGCAAGAAAUGGAGAUUCAUCGCCAGCACGAUCCGCAGCAUCUGUUAUUCGGUCGCAAACUAUUGCAGCAGCUCAUCUUAAGCCGAAGCCACUUAACUCUAUACUUGGCACACCUUAUGGUCAUUAUGGAAAGGCAUUUAUACCAAACACAUCUCCGUUCGAACAACGGCAGAUGCUGAAUGCUAGCCAUGCGAGUGAAAAUGACAGUCCCAGGCCUACAAAACGACGUAAGGCAAACGAAACUCAACCAAGUAAAAUUGGCUUUGCGCAGAAUCUUAUGGGGGCUACCUUGUCAUUCACGCCGACAUCAUCAAACACCGGGCCUAUAAGAUAUGAAUCCUUAAAGCUCAAGUCCAUACAGCGGUCCAAAAUUAAUGACAACAAAGAGAAUGGAGACAGAAACGAAGCCGUCCCAUCUAAUAGGAAGCAAAGCUUGGUAGUCGACAUGGCUAGAAACGCAGACACCUCUAAGAGUCGAACCCAAGCACGAAAGAGAGACAGGCCUGAAAAAGGUGGAUAUGCUAGCAACCUUACUGGCGCAUCUCUAUCACUCUCUUCUCUUCGCGGAGCUACAUCUGGAAAUAUGGCAAUGAAUUCAUCUGUGCAAAAGAACCAAUCAACAACUAUCGACUUGUCAGUGGAUCCUAGUUCUGAUGAAGAUGACCACUCGGCUCCAGUUCCCAAGCCUAGAGAAGCUGCUGGCAAGAAAAAUAAACGGCCAGUCGACUUAUCUGAGAAGAUUUCGCGAUCAUCAACUCUGCCAUCAGGAAUCACACUAGCACCUAAACCAGCAGCAAAAGAGACGAUUAAACGGCAGGAAUCUCAGAACAGAUCCUCACCACUGAAUCAGCUACCGGAAAGGCCCCAUUCAUCUCUGCGCAUCAGGUCCCGUCCACGAAAUAAGAUGUUGAUGUUUAUUGAUCAACCUAGCCCAAAAUCUUCUACAUCAAUAGAAAAUGGGACUAAUAGUCCAUUUAACUCAGAUUCUGUUAUUUUUUCAACUAAAACACAUUCUAGCUCCAAGGCUUAUUUGUUGACAACAGAACGAGAGACCGCCUCAGCUGCAGGGAAAUUAUCUUCACCUCCCAGAUCCUCGAUUAGUAAUGAUGCAAAUAACGAUUUGGUUAAUGAUCAUGGCAAUAAUGAGCCGCACAUUUCGGCGUCCCAGAAUGAUUUAAUCCUUAGUAAUUUCGAGGAGCCGUUCCCCUCUUCACCAGGCACUGGUAUCGAUCAUCAAACAAUAGAUGCAAUACUGUCUCGCAAUAAGUUGAUGGGCGCCCAAAACUCCAUACCCAAUGCUGCAUCAUCAUUGAUGGACCAGGGACAUUCGGUACACAACCAACAACGUCACUCGAGCAACAUAGGAGAUAGUUCCAGACGCCCUAGACUAGACUAUCUUUCAAGCUUUAGCGAUAAGAUUCCGCAGAGAGUUGAGGAUUAUGCGCAAGAUCAUGAAUAUCAAUUGCCUAAAUAUCUACCCAAAGCGUCAGGAACUACAGAGAAACGAAUUAGAAAUGCUGUUGACCCGAAGAAGGGCGCCGCGCUAGUUCCGGACUCAAAGACUACUGCCUUAGAGACUCGGGCAGAAUCUAAUGUGCUUCCUUCCCUUGCAGAAGGUGGUACGGCAGCAAUUUCUGAACCUACCUACAAACCUGACACCGAAUCUGUCACUACAUCAGACCCCACUGAAACGAUAACGCCAUGCGCCCUCCAACAGAACUCGGUAAUACCAAAAGCUACGCUGCAUCUUAAUAUUGCGGAUAACAGCAAACCCGAAAAUUUGGUACCAGAGACUGUGAUGAUUCCAAAAGCUGGAUUUGAGGAUGAAGAAAGUGCUGUUAGUAUCAUGCACGAGGCGGGCUCGGAGAUUAUCGAAUCGGAUAAAUUUUUGGUAGGCAUAGCAUCUAAUAGUUCUACUUUCGACACAGCUGAUCCCUCCAUGGCUAAAUUCAUGCCGGUGCCAAACCAGCAUCGACUGGAAACAGCCCCUAUCAAGACGACUUCUAGUCUCGUUCCCCAACCAUUGAAAUUGCCUCCACCGGCACCAUCUUCUAACAAUUUCGAGAUUAAGCAGUCAUCAAGCUCAAUUCUAGACUUUAUCCCUGCUGAGCAAAAACGAAGUGACGAGACCGGCGGGUUUGUGUCAGCAAAUCAAAUAAUAGAGAAAGAGGCACAAAGUCAUACUCACGGUCUUUCAAGGCCUAGAAUAAUCAACCCCGCAACUCGUGGAAUAUCAAUCCUGAAGGUUCCAGCUGUUAAUCAUACGGGCCCACCCGCGGUGAUCUCUCGAGGUGUUGGAAGCGGGGGAAACACUAUGAACAACACGCUAGGAAAUUUUGGAAGUGAAACAGGCAGUAAAGGGCCAUGGAGUAGAGAAUCAUUCGACUUGUUUGGAUCAUGGAGGCCUCCUGUACAACAGUCAUAA